Molecule: messenger RNA, 4885 nt
Organism: Oncorhynchus kisutch (coho salmon)
Lineage: Eukaryota; Metazoa; Chordata; Actinopteri; Salmoniformes; Salmonidae
Product: CMP-N-acetylneuraminate-beta-galactosamide-alpha-2,3-sialyltransferase 1-like
Exons: 6
Coding region: 128-1108 (326 amino acids)
Biological process (GO): sialylation
Cellular component (GO): membrane
Molecular function (GO): beta-galactoside (CMP) alpha-2,3-sialyltransferase activity
Source: RefSeq, a predicted model, not a curated record
GCUUGGAAGUCGGAGAGUUCCGACUUCCCAGAUCCUUGAUGUUUUGAACCCAGCAUUAUUAGGGGUGUUUUCACAUAUUCAUUAUUGAUCUCUUCACAGGUGGUGAGGAUUCUAUACCACCUACGAAAUGAUUAGGAGCUUCAGGAUUAGAAAAUGCCUUCUAACCACUGUUCUAAUAUGCAUCACUACCAUCAUUGUGUUUUAUUCUGGACAGCGAUCCUCCAAUUCAUUUGUGGACUUUAUAAGAAAUGCCCUUCGGCCGCUGGACGGAAUCAUCUCUCCACCGCCGAACAACGACCCAUGGUUUCAGAAGCGCUUCAUCAGAUCAAUCAAACCAUUUCUGACGAGAGAGAACAAGAAACUAUCCGAUGAUACCAGAACGUGGUGGCGGGAAAUCCAGAAUGACAGUAGCACAGCUAAAUUCAGCGACGUGGUGGAGAAGUUGUUCCAGGUCAUCCCUGAUGCUGACCUACACAUGGACGCGGGCCGUGAGCGCCAUGGAAGCUGUGCUGUGGUGGGGAACUCUGGGAACCUCAAGGGUUCCUACUACGGAGCCCUCAUAGACUCCAGUGACGUCGUCAUAAGAAUGAACAAGGCUCCUACCUCUGGCUAUGAGGAGGAUGUUGGGAAACGGACCACGUAUCGCGUCAUGUACCCAGAGAGUGCAAUAGAUCUGGACAAAGCCACUAGGUUCCUGUUGAUCCCUUUCAAGACUCUGGACCUUCAGUGGCUACCAGGCGCCAUGACCACUGGGUCUCACAUCACUUUGUCAUAUUUACCACUUAGACAGAAGAUAAAGGCCAACAAAGAUUUGGUAUUGGUUCUGAAUCCUGUGUUUAUGAAAUAUGUUCAUGAAACCUGGCUUGACUAUCUGGGCAAAUACCCCUCUACUGGAUUCAUGGCUUUGAUAUUAUCCCUACACAUCUGUGACAAGGUGAAUGUGUAUGGAUUUGGGAAAGACAAAGAUGGGAACUGGCACCACUACUGGGAAACCUUAGUCGAUAAAAAUCUCCAAACUGGACUACACAAUGGAAACUACGAGUACAACGUCACCAUGAGGCUCUCGGAAAUACACAAACUACGGCUAUUUAAGGGACUUAGUUUAUAAUUCAUAAAGGUCAUUUCCCUUACAGCCGUAUAUACACUAUAAAGAGCUUUUUAUUAAAGCGGAUUAAUCAAAUAGGUGUUAGCCUAUUGUCUACAUUGCACAGCGUUUACAUACUCAAAUACCUUCUCCUUUUAUCUGCACUACCGUUUUUGGUUUUGGACUUGAACAAUUUGGGGCCAAACUUAUGAACUUUGGCUUAGACCAUGGUUUAACCAUUGGUCUAACCAUUGGUCUAAAAAGGCUAGCUGCUAGCUUUUCUCAUAGGCCAACCUGGUGAAAUUAGCCACGAUGCUGAGGACGGCCAGCAGAUAAUUGUAUCCAGUAACAAAUUCCGUCUCGGCCAGUUUAAAAUUGACAUGACCCAAUGCUUUUUGUUUCACUAAUGCAUCCUUAACAGAAGUCCACCGGCACGUUCUGAUACUAAUAAUUAACUGCAUCACAUGCAUCACAUGCAAAAAUCUGUCUGGACGAUUAUCUCAGUGUAAGAUGCCUAGUUCCUGACAAUAUUCACCACCUGUGAUGUAAGUAUGAAUCUCCCAUGUUAUCAUUUUUCUGUUUCAACAUGUGAAUUUACAUUCAUUGUGGUAUUGUUAAGGAAACUACAGCCAUCACCUUAAAAAUGAAGCCUAAGAAUGAAUUCCAUAAAGCACUAGGCCUACGACUUCAGCCUUCACCUACACUGCUACUAGGGCCUAAUAAUAUCUCAGCAUAUGAGGCUGCAUGGAUGUGUACACUAGCCUACAUGUACGUUAGGGCUACAAUGUUUUUAUAAUCCUACCUUGUUUAACAGUGUAAAUUGACUGGUCUGGCUAGGUUCACCAAGUGUCCAGUAAAGUGAAGCUACACCAGAAAUCCGCUGAGGUGAAGCCUAGCCUCAUGGCUUCACUACUUAUGAAACCCAUUCAGUAAGCGACUGACUGACUGCUCUCCUAUUCUCUAACACAUGCUAUUGACUGACUGGCUUAGCCUAUAUAGACGUUCAGAUCGACAAUAGAGCCAUCUUCAUUGUCGUGGAUGUGAUAUUUGCUGGGCUAGCUUAUAUCAACACGAUAGCCUAUUGUCGGUUUAAAUAGCUAUUUAAAGCAAAAUUAUGUCCAAAAUGGUGUUGAUAUAGGCAAGCCUAGCCUACUAUAGGUUGAAUGUUACACGUAUUCACAUCAGAUAGUGUCCUCCUAGCUAUAACCUAUUGCAUAUGGGACUUUAGUUUAGCCUACAUUUGAAAUGUUUAUUAGGCCUACACUAAUUCUAGUUCUAUUGUGACUCGAAGAGGAGGACAUGCAUAGUAAAGGAGCUUGGAGUCACUCUGACUGAAAGGCUAUAGGAUAGGCCAAAAAAAUCUUACAAAUAUUAGUCACUACAAGGAAUAUAGGUGAAAUGACAUAAUGUGUACACUUAAUUGUAUAAGGUUUUUAUAUGCAUUUUGAUCAUUGGCUACUUCGUCACAUUUGCUCUAUUUCCCUCGAGGACCAGCAGUGGAGGGUUUGCUCCUUAAAAAUAAUAUUGCCCCAAAUGGGAUUCAAACUCACAGCCACUAUUUAUUUAUUUUUUUACCUUUUUUUUAACUAGUCAAGUCAGUUAAUUAAGAACCAAUUCUUAUUUUCAAUGACGGUCUAGGAACAGUGGGUUAACUGCCUUGUUCAGGGGCAUAUUUAAAAUGUUUGCAAGGAGAGUAUACAGGCAGUUUACAUGGGCAAUAACCAAUCACUACUUUCAAAGGACGACAUUACUCGUCCAUCUAGUUAUCAGUUAUCCAUCUAGUUAUUCACCCACACAUGUCAAAAUCGAACCGCAGUGCUGAUGUUUCUUUACUCUGAGGUCCAACCAUGCUAAUGCAGUGGAGUUGCCAAUUCAUGUUCAAUUGAGCUACGCAGGGGGCGUGGUAAGCGAGGGUCUAGAUAGACUUUAAUAGGAGUAUGGUGGCGGGCGGCAAGUGGUGCGAUUUGUGGUGUCCGCUCCUGUGAGCGGCGCCGCUGGCUUAGAGUUUGAGCUGCCACAAAAUGAAAUGAGUUGAAGUCUUGAGAGGCCGAAGCGCAUGGUUGACCUAUCAGCAGAGUAGAUCUUGUCCCACUAAGUUUUUUUUUAAUGACAACAUUCCAGCUGGUAGACACUUUAUUUUCUUAUUUUUUUUUCUUCUGCGGUUCAAUUGUCGUCUACAGUGUGUAAGUGCCUUUUAUCGCGGAGUGAUCCUUCAUGUCGAAGCCACUCGGCGGAGGACUGGUGAACUCUGAUUUGCGGAGUGCGGGCACAGGUCACGUCAACAUGGAUAUCUAAUAGGUACGCAUUCUCAGGAAUUUCAAUUAUGACGGGUAUUUUCACAUGUUUUUAUGUGAAAUGUUUAUUAGGCUAGACUUCUGAUAUGUUGAAAUAUAUUAAGCAUUGUCCAUUUAUAACUAUGGGGAAAUAUUGUUUGUGAAGGGAAGUAUUCAUUUUAAAGAUGCACUCUCAAACGUUUGUAUAAUUUCAGACAGUUUUGAAAGUGGUGCUCAUGAGCCAAAAGUGGUCAAUUUUUUGUUGUUGUUGUGUGCACUAAGUUAUUAUUUUAUUUUUUACCAAAUGUAUGAUAUCAUACAAUCAAAUCCCUGCAAAAUGUUAUGAGUUUGUUGUGCUUAAGAUCCAGGACUGCAUCUUUAAUUUAUGAAAUUGUGAUUUGAGGUGCAUUUUGGAUUAUUCCGAUGUUGGUGGCUGUGUAUUUAAUAUCAAUUGUAAUCUCCAUAAUUUUCUAAAUGUGUUAAAUUAAAUCUCUGGUAGACAUAAAAUGCAUUACAUCCAAUGUUAGUCUGCUACAGUACAGUGCCAGUUACAUAUGGGUGCAUGCGUGUGCACACCCAUACCUGAGUCAGUUACAUAUGGGUGCAUGCGUGUGCACACCCAUACCUGAGUCAGUUACAUAUGGGUGCAUGCGUGUGCACACCCAUACCUGAGUCAGUUACAUAUGGGUGCAUGCGUGUGCACACCCAUACCUGAGUCAGUUACAUAUGGGUGCAUGUGUGUGCACACCCAUACCUGAGUCAGUUACAUAUGGGUGCAUGUGUGUGCACACCCAUACCUGAGUCAGUUACAUAUGGGUGCAUGCGUGUGCACACCCAUACCUGAGUCAGUUACAUAUGGGUGCAUGCGUGUGCACACCCAUACCUGAGUCAGUUACAUAUGGGUGCAUGCGUGUGCACACCCAUACCUGAGUCAGUUACAUAUGGGUGCAUGCGUGUGCACACCCAUACCUGAGUCAGUUACAUAUGGGUGCAUGCGUGUGCACACCCAUACCUGAGUCAGUUACAUAUGGGUGCAUGCGUGUGCACACCCAUACCUGAGUCAGUUACAUAUGGGUGCAUGCGUGUGCACACCCAUACCUGAGUCAGUUACAUAUGGGUGCAUGCGUGUGCACACCCAUACCUGAGUCAGUUACAUAUGGGUGCAUGCGUGUGCACACCCAUACCUGAGUCAGUUACAUAUGGGUGCAUGCGUGUGCACACCCAUACCUGAGUCAGUUACAUAUGGGUGCAUGCGUGUGCACACCCAUACCUGAGUCAGUUACAUAUGGGUGCAUGCGUGUGCACACCCAUACCUGAGUCAGUUACAUAUGGGUGCAUGCGUGUGCACACCCAUACCUGAGUCAGUUACAUAUGGGUGCAUGCGUGUGCACACCCAUACCUGAGUCUCCCCUUUAAUAAUCUUCAUUCUGCAACUUGACUCAGUCAGUGUUUACUGUGUUUGUUUGAUUAUUUAUGGAUACAAAAUAAACUGAAAAUAAACUUAAUCAACUUUGUUGAUGGACCUUUG